Molecule: messenger RNA, 1107 nt
Organism: Notothenia coriiceps (black rockcod)
Lineage: Eukaryota; Metazoa; Chordata; Actinopteri; Perciformes; Nototheniidae
Gene: kmo
Product: kynurenine 3-monooxygenase
Exons: 9
Coding region: 1-909 (302 amino acids)
Cellular component (GO): mitochondrial outer membrane
Molecular function (GO): FAD binding; kynurenine 3-monooxygenase activity
Source: RefSeq, a predicted model, not a curated record
AUGAAGCGCACCAAACCCUCCUCCUGCACACGAGAGCAAGUGACUGAGUCAUUCUGGAUUAAAACAGCAUACCUGGCCGACAUCUUCAGUCUCUACAAUGAAACAAACAAGCGUCUGCAAGGCGUGGAGUCCAACAUUCUCCAAUGUAAAGAGGCGCUCGAUGCAUUUGUGCGCAAACUGGAGUACAGGGACAAGACAUUCACCUGCACCCUGUUCAUGCCCUUUGACGAGUUUGAGAAGAUCACCACAGGAGAUGAAGUCAUGGAGUUUUUCCAGGAAUACUUCGCGGACACCAUACCACUGAUAGGAGUUGAUGCUCUCAAGAGGGAUUAUUUCCGACUGCCUGGGCUGGCCAUGGUGUCUAUUAAGUGCUCCCCGUACCACAUUGGGGAUAAAUGUGUCCUCAUGGGCGAUGCCGCACACGCAGUGGUGCCUUUCUACGGGCAGGGGAUGAACGCUGGCUUUGAGGACUGCAUUGUGUUCGACGAAAUAAUGGAGCAGCUCAAUGAGGAUUUCAGUGCUGUCCUGCCUGAGUAUACCAGAGUGCGAGUUCCAGACGAUCACGCCAUCGCAGACUUGGCCAUGUACAACUACAUUGAAAUGAGAGCCCAUGUCAACUCAAAGUGGUUCCUUUUCAGAAAACAUCUCGACAACUUCCUCCACUUCUUCCUGCCAAAUACAAUAGUUCCACUUUACACAAUGGUCACUUUCACCAGGGAAAGGUACCAUAAGGCUGUGGACCGCUGGAAAUGGCAGGACAAAGUGAUAAACCGCGGCCUGCUGUUCGGUGCGACAGGAGCUGUUUUGGGAGGCUCCUACCUUCUCAUUAAAAAUCCUCCUGAUAUCAACAAGCUCAUCAUCCCCACUGAGAAGAUGUGGGCCAGGCUCAUGUCCCUCUGGACCUCCUGAGACCCGGCUCCGAUCUGACAGACAAGUGCAUCAAACAUGAGAAAUGAGAGAAUCCAUAUUGUGAAAAGAGUUGGAAUCAUCUUAUAACCACAAUGAAGGCUCUGCCAGCCUAUACAUGUUGGUGAAUAGUGACUGUCCUAACCUACUGUAACUAAUACAAGUUAUAAAGAUUGAUAAUUAUAUCAAAUGUAUUCUGUU